GACACUCAGUUCACCAUGGAACUGGCGGCCACGGAAUCUGAAAAUUUACCCAAGUGUUACGCUUUGGAUAUGACUAGAAACUUCAUUCCAAUGUCUCUGUUUGCUGAGUCAUCACAAGGGACUUUAUCCGUGGAGGGCUUCAUAUUGGACAAACUUGACAUGAAACCCCAUAACGAGAACCUUGAGAACUAUGGGAAACUUUGCCGCGAACGGACCAAAAAAUCUAUGAAGAGUAGAAAGAUCCAGGUGAUGAACAAUGACAAUGGGGCUCAUAUGAGACCCAGGCCUGGGAUGAUGAUCGGUUUUAUGUCUCCUGGACCCAGCGAGAAAAAGAAAAUGCCAACGAAGGGGUCAGACAUGAAAAGAACAAGGAAGGACCGCGGAGAAAUGGAGGAUAUUAUGUUUAAUCUCUUUGAACAGAAACCAAACCGCACGUUAAGGCAACUGAUCCAAGAGACAAACCAACCAGAACAAUUUUUGAAAGACAUACUCAAGGACAUCUGUGUGUACAACAACAGGGGAGCUAAUCAAGGGACGUAUGAGCUGAAACCGGAAUACAGGAAAUCCGUCGAGGAGCAAACUCCCGAUUAGGUUGUAUGAUAUAGAUUUAGUCCCUUUUCGGGCAGAUACCUCUCUAAAGUGAUCAUUACUAGUUUUGUUUCUUCUUA
Molecule: messenger RNA, 668 nt
Organism: Pyrus x bretschneideri (Chinese white pear)
Lineage: Eukaryota; Viridiplantae; Streptophyta; Magnoliopsida; Rosales; Rosaceae
Product: general transcription factor IIF subunit 2-like
Exons: 5
Coding region: 16-591 (191 amino acids)
Biological process (GO): transcription initiation at RNA polymerase II promoter; transcription by RNA polymerase II
Cellular component (GO): transcription factor TFIIF complex
Source: RefSeq, a predicted model, not a curated record